AGAGAAAAGAAAUUGAAAUAAAUAAAAUAGAAGCGUAAGAAGCGCAAGAAGCGCGUAUGCAUUCUCAGCCAGCCUGUGGGUUCAGAGGAAAGCCGAAAUCCAAUUUAUAUUAUUAGUAUUAUUAUUUAUUAUUAUGAGACAGAAGAAAUAACAGAACUCCCAAUUUUCUUUUCCCCUUUUUCUUAAUUCUAGAAUCUCCGCCAUGAACAACGGUAACAAUAGCAACAGUUCCGAUCCCGAUCGCCCUGUCCGUGUUUACGCCGAUGGGAUCUACGAUCUCUUCCACUUUGGCCACGCUCGCUCUCUCGAACAAGCCAAGAAAUCGUUUCCCAAUACGUAUUUGCUGGUUGGGUGUUGCAAUGACGAAACAACACACAAGUACAAGGGCAAAACUGUUAUGACCGAAUCAGAACGUUAUGAAUCCCUUCGCCAUUGCAAGUGGGUUGAUGAAGUCAUUCCUGAUGCUCCAUGGGUGAUCGAUCAAGAAUUUCUGGAUAAACACAAUAUUGACUAUGUGGCUCAUGAUUCACUUCCCUAUGCUGAUGCCAGUGGAGCUGCGAACGAUGUGUACGAAUUUGUUAAAGCUGCUGGGAAGUUCAAGGAAACAAAACGAACUGAUGGGAUUUCUACGUCAGAUAUCAUAAUGAGAAUUGUUAAAGAUUAUAACCAAUACGUGCUGCGUAACUUGGACCGUGGGUAUUCUAGGAAAGAGCUUGGAGUUAGCUAUGUGAAGGAAAAGAGAUUGAGAGUGAAUAUGAGACUGAAGAAACUACAAGAGAAAGUUAAGGAACAACAAGAAAAAGUGGGAGAAAAGAUACAAAUUGUUGCUAUGCACCGUAAUGAGUGGGUGGAAAAUGCUGACCGAUGGGUUGCUGGAUUCCUUGAGAUGUUUGAAGAAGGUUGCCACAAAAUGGGCACUGCGAUCAGAGAUCGAAUCCAAGAGCGGUUAAGGGGGCAGCUGCUGCAAAACGGCAAGGGUGAUGACGAUGAUGAUGAAGAAUAUUAUUACGAUGAUGAUUAUUAUGAUGAUGAAGACGACGACGACGAAUUCUACUAUGAUGACAACGAAUAUAAUGAUGAGAAAGAUAAGAAAAAUGAGAAAGAAAAGAAAUAAAAUUGUUUCUGCUUCCAGUUUUUACUAAUAUUAUGGGGUACCUUAAAAGUUCUAAAUAGUAGUGUUGUGGGAUGUGUGAUAUGUUGAUGUUGUAGCUAAAUCGAGCCAGGCAUUGAGCAGAAGCUGUGUUUUGUACUUUGUUUAUUGAUGCUGUGUUAGGCAACAAUACUCGUAUCCCUGCCAUAGCCAUACCUGAAAUGUGGCUCGGGCGGUGAUUCUGUUUGCUAAAAUUUUGGCCCCUCAUCUUCCCUCUUCUUAUCAUGUAAAUUGGUAAGAUGCAAGGGCUUGUACAACUUUUCGUCGCACUUAUAAGAUAAAAAAGUUUUUAUAUAUAUAUACACAUCACAUAUUGCCCUUA
Gossypium raimondii (Peruvian cotton) is the source of this 1472-nucleotide messenger RNA. Its product is annotated as choline-phosphate cytidylyltransferase 1. The record is from RefSeq and is a predicted model, not a curated record. The transcript has 8 exons. The coding region runs from base 203 to 1114 and encodes 303 amino acids. Gene Ontology annotation, biological process: CDP-choline pathway. Lineage: Eukaryota; Viridiplantae; Streptophyta; Magnoliopsida; Malvales; Malvaceae. Gene Ontology annotation, molecular function: phosphatidylcholine binding; choline-phosphate cytidylyltransferase activity.